AUGAUUGUUACAAGCCUAGUCUCAGCAGUUACAACCAACUACGAAAAUAUAACAUUGGAACCAACUACAGAAAACACCAGGGGGGAUGAUUGGCAUAAGUUUUCAAAUGGAUCGUACAAGUUGUUUCUGAGUCAUGUUACUUAUGAAGCAGCAAAAAAAGGUUGCAGGAAUGUAAAUGCAAGAUUGGUAACUGAGGGAAUAAGAAAUGAAGUCACCCGCAAAAGCAUUGUGGAUGAAAUGAUACUUCCAGUUUUCAAAGCAAAUAAACUUGGAGCUGUUUAUAGAGUGUGGAUAGGAUUGGAUGACCAGCAAGAACCAAUCAACACAUGGAAAUGGAUUGAUGGUAUUGCAUCGACAAAUGAUAACACUGCUUGGGCUCCUGGUGAACCAAACACCGGGAGGGAUGAUUGGCAUAAGUUUUCAAAUGGAUCGUACAAGUUGUUUCUGAGUAAUGUUACUUAUGAAGCAGCAAUAAAAGGUUGCAGGAAUGUAAAUGCAAGAUUGGUAACUGAGGGAAUGAGAAAUGAAUUCACCCGCAAAAGCAUUAUGGAUGAAAUGAUACUUCCCGCUUUUCACGCAAAUAAACUUGAAUCUGUUUAUGGAGUGUGGAUAGGAUUGGAUGACCUGGAAGUAAUCAACAAAUGGGAAUGGAUCGACGGUAUUACGUCGACAAAUGAUAACACUGCUUGGGCUCCUAGUGAACCAAAUAAUGCAAGUGAAAGAAGCAUUAUGGAUGAAAUGAUACUUCCCGCUUUUCACGCAAAUAAACUUGAAUCUGUUUAUGGAGUGUGGAUAGGAUUGGAUGACCUGGAAGUAAUCAACAAAUGGGAAUGGAUUGACGGUAUUGCAUCGACAAAUGAUAAUACUGCUUGGGCUCCCAGUGAACCAAAUAAUGCAAGUGAAAAAUGUGGAAUGCUGCAUAAACUAUUAAAGUGGUUGAUCAAUGAUGAGUAUUGUUUGGUUGCCAAUGCAUAUGUUUGCAAAAGAGCAAAAAGCUCUGGAUGGGAUGAUUGGCAUCACUUUUCAGCUGGAUCGUACAAGUUGUUUCCAACUGAGGUUAAUUAUGAAGCAGCAAAAAAUGGUUGCAGAAAUGCAAAUGCAAGAUUGGUAACUGAGGGAAUAAGGAAUAAAGUCACCCGCAAAAGCAUUAUGGAUGAAAUGAUACUUCCCGCUUUUCACGCAAAUAAACUUGGAUCUGUUUAUGGAGUGUGGAUAGGAUUGGAUGACCUGGAAGUAAUCAACAAAUGGGAAUGGAUCGACGGUAUUGCGUCGACAAAUGAUAACACUGCUUGGGCUCCCAGUGAACCAAAUAAUGCAAGUGAAAGAUGUGGAAUGCUGCAUAAACUAUUAAAGUGGUUAAUCAAUGAUGAGUAUUGUUUUGAUGCCAAUGCAUAUGUUUGCGAAAUAGCAAAAAGUAAAUGA
Molecule: messenger RNA, 1422 nt
Organism: Styela clava
Lineage: Eukaryota; Metazoa; Chordata; Ascidiacea; Stolidobranchia; Styelidae
Source: RefSeq, a predicted model, not a curated record